AUGCGUUACGUCGCGUCAUUGCUUUCCGGCCUCCGCGUUGGUAGCUCCGUCUGCGACUGCGUUAGCGCGGCUGCCACGGAAAACCUCGCUUUGGCGCAGUCGCAAAUCUACGACCCACCCUACACUGCAGGCGAUGUACCAGCGCCAUGCGAGCAGGGCCCCAGUUGCCAGGGCUCCCCUUCCAGUGGACUGGGACUCGAGGUCUCCCAAGCAUCAGCUACCGAACAAUAUCCUCCCACUUAUAAGCCGGAUGAUUCCGAAUCUCCUUACUCGCGCCCACCAGACGCUCGGCCGGGCCCUGACGAGGACGCGCCGUACAGCCCUAGCAGUCCCUUUUAA
Parascedosporium putredinis is the source of this 339-nucleotide messenger RNA. The record is from the annotation of a GenBank genome assembly. Lineage: Eukaryota; Fungi; Ascomycota; Sordariomycetes; Microascales; Microascaceae.